AUUUCAUAGAUGGGCUGUGUCCAGGGGACAUGAACUCUCUGCAGUGGAGGUCCAGGGCACAUCCACAGUGGACCCUGCGUGGACUGCCUGACGCUGGAUCAUAUGGUGCUGGCAGCUGGCUUGGUGCUCCUCUCAGCUGCCCACCAUGGCCUGGGGGCUGCCCAGCACCACCAGCCUGGCGCGCUUCUGCCAGAAGCUGAACCGGCGGAAGACACUGGAGGAGCCCACCAUGGAGACAUCACUGCGGCGCCACCUGACUACGCUGGACCUGACCCUGCUGGGCGUGGGUGGCAUGGUGGGCUUUGGCCUCUAUGUGCUCACAGGCACUGUGGCCAAGUGGAUGGCUGGCCCUGCGAUGCUUGUGUCCUUCAGCGUGGCUGCUGUGGCCUCCCUGCUUGCAGCCCUAUUCUACGCAGAGUUGGCAGUGUGUGUGCCCCUCAGGGGCUCUGCCUACCUGUUCACAUAUGUGUUCAUGGGUGAGCUGUGGGCCUUCCUCAUUGGCUGGAUCAUGCUCAUCCAGUGCCUCCUUGGUGGAUCCGCCAUGGCCCGCGUCUGGAGCAGCUACCUGGACAUCAUCUUUAGCCACCGCAUCCAGAGCUUCACCGAGGCCCAUGUGGGCAUCUGGCAGUUGCCCGUCUUGGCCUGGUACCCAGACUUCUUGGCUGCUGCCAUCAUACUUUUGGUCUUGGCUCUCGCCUCCUGUGGAGGUCGCAUCUCUUCCUGGUUCAACCACACCUUCUCUGCCAUCAGCCUUGCCAUCAUCACCUUCAUCAUCAUCCUGGGGUUUGUCCUGGCCCGUCCGCACAACUGGAGCACUGAGGAGGGUGGCUUUGCACCCUUUGGUUUCUCUGGCAUCAUGGCUGGUGCUGCCACCUGCUUCUACAGCUUCGUGGGCUUUGGUGCCAUUGCUGCCUCCAGCAAGGAGACCCAAAACGCAAAGCAAGCUGUUCCUAUGGCCCUUGCCAUCUCAGUUGGUCUGGUGGCUGGUGCCAACAUCCUGGUCUCCACUGUGCUCACCCUCAUGGUGCCCUGGCAUAGCCUAGACCCUAACUUGGCACUUGCUGAUGCCUUCCUCCAGCGGGGCUAUAGCUGGGCGGCCUUCAUUGUGGCAGCUGGUGCAAUCUGUGCCAUGAGCCCUCUCCUGCUCACCAUCUUCUUGUUCGUGCCACGCAUGGUCUGUGCCAUGGCUGCCGACGGGCUCUUCUUCCAAGUGUUUGCCCACGUGCACCCCCGGACACAGGUGCCUGUGGUGAGCCUUCUGGUGUUUGGGGUCCUCAUGGCUUUCCUGGCGCUGCUGCUGGACCUCCAGGCACUGGUCCAUUUCCUGUCCAUUGGAACACUUCUGGUCCUCACUGUCCUGACCACUAGCAUUAUCAUUCUACGCUUCCAAAAGGCCCCUCCAUCCAGUUCUCAGGGCCCAGGCAGCCCUGUGGGCACUGAGCAGGCCUCAGCCCCUGAGCCUGGGCAGCUGCGACCAGCCCUGAGGCCCUACCUCCGCUUCCUGGGUGGCUGCAGGCCUGGGGCCACCGUGGCUUGGGCCCUCGGUGUCCUGUUGGCCUCGGCCAUCACCCUGGAUGGCAUGCUGGUCUUUGGGGACUCGGCCCUGCACCUCCCACCCUGGGGCUACACCCUGCUGCUCCUGCUCAGCUCCGCCACGUUUCUGCUCAGUCUCCUCGUCCUGGGGGCCCACCAGCAACAGCGCCGGCAGGACACCUUUCAGGUUCCCAUGGUGCCCCUGACUCCCGCCCUGAGCAUCCUCCUCAACAUCUUCCUCAUGCUGCACCUGAGCUACCUGGCCUGGCUGUACCUCUCUAUCUGUCUGCUGACUGGUUUGUGCCACACCUGCAGGACUCGCAGUGUAUUUUGGCUACGGCAUCAGGCACAGCAAGGAGAACCAGCGGGAGAGGCCAAGGUUGACUGUCCCACACGGCAGCCUGGAGGAGAUGGUGCCAGCCCUGCAGCCCCCCAGCCAGGCACCAGCCCAGGAGCCCGACCACACGGAGCAGCCUGCCAGUCCAUGAGGACCACAGGGGGCCUGCCCUCCCUCCCCCACCUCCUCAGGAGCUGGAGGGGCUGGAAGCUCCUUCUAUCCAGGGCAGCUCGGGUUUACAGGCCUGCCCAUGCCGGGGGCCCCUCAAGACCUCAGGACCUUAGCCCAGGUGCCAAGCUUCAAGUCCUUGGGAGUGGGUCGUGGCCAGCACUGGUGUGGUGGACUCUGCCCAGCACCGUCCAGUUUAUGACCAACUCCAGCUACCUGGGCAGGUGGAGUAGGGUGGGCAGGGAAGAGGCCCGCAGCCCCAGGGAUCCACAGUAAUAACUGCUUGGCCCACAUUGUGGCCUGCUGCCACGUCCACUGUGGUGUUUUUUGUGGCACCAAGUCAUCAACUGCUCCCCAAGAAUGAGACAAUUGUCCCCAAUCCACAGCAAGGGUACACAGGUUCUAUAAGGGAGAGUUGGCAGCCCUGGGACAGCCCUGAGUCAGACACAUGGCCAGGCCUGGGUCCUGGGAUUCCAACCGCAGGCCACUGCCCUCUGCUCAGCUCAGAGGAGAGCUACACACACCAGGCACAGAGGGGUCCAUGACAAGACAGAGUCAUCCUCCCCACCAGGCUACCCUCAUGUCCCCUGGGGGGAAUACAAGAGAGCAGAGCCUGGACCCCAAGGAGGCCGCGCUAGAAAGGGCAGUGGAGUUCUGGGGUCCCCUUGGUUUCCCAGGUCUCCCAGAAAGCAGGGCAUGUCCUGAGGCCUGCCCCAGAUGGAGAGGCCCCCCUGCCUGGGCACACGCAUCUCUCAGGCACAGGCCCACAUGGCCCACAUGGUCCCCUGGGUAUGCACCCACAUGCAGACUGAGGCAACAGCUGUUUCCCAGCCCAGGCUGCCAGCAGCUUCCAGUGGCCUCUCUCCCUGCAGUCCCCUCAGGGCUUUGUGACAAAGGCUCGGGAUGGGACACAUGCAGGCAGGUGGGUGCACAAGUGGCUGGACCUGCUCCAGGGAACUUCAGCCCACCUCGUGGUUGUGGGGCCUCAUGCUUGGGGGUCCCUGGGCCCACCCUGCACCCUACGUGGUCUCCCCAAGGCCAUGCUCCAUCUACCAUAGACGCCUCCCCCUCCCCGUUCCUGCCUGUGAGGACCACACAGGAAGCCGCUGGCUUUGGCAGCUUUACUCCUCCACUUUCUGCAGCCUCAACAUCACUUUCUCUGGGCCCCAAGGACAACCAGGGACAUGUGACCCCACUCCAAUGACCAGGCCUCAGGACCAUGACCUCUCACCCCGGCCCUUCUGAGCCCACCUCCCAUGGACACUGCCCUGGGGGUGAGAGGCAGCAGGGAUCUCAAGGCUUUGCUGAGGCUCCAGGUCCAAGAUGAUCCAGAUGCUGCCCAGCCUGAGCCCCAGGCCUGACCCUCCCAGCCUGGCCCAUGUCGCUCCACCAGCAAGCUGCCAGCAUGGCCCUGCUCACCAGGGACCCAUCAGGAGGCAGUCUCCCUGGGGUAGGUACCUGAAACCCUGCCCCUCCCUAGGACCCAGAGAGGGCUUGUCUCCUGCAGCCCCGUCCCUCCCCUCCUGACCGUGGGCCUGGGACAUAGAGAAAUUCUCCAACAGGCAGGACUCAGGCCCCCAGGAGGAUUCCAAGCCUGAACCAGGCCAGCAUGCUGGGAGUCCAUGUCUCCUGUUAGGGACAUUCUCUCCAGCCCCUGGGCUCUAAGUGGUAUGUUAGUCAGAGUGUGAUCCUCGUGCAGUUGCCUCAGGCUGGGGUGGGCAGUUGCCCAGACAUGUUCUUGGGUGUCACCUUGGGCAGCAGUGACACAUGUCCAGAUGUACAGUCUCCCCACCCCAUGACUCCCAGGAGCCCGGUGAGCAGGUUCCAGGGCAUUGGACUGGUGUCACCAAGGAGACAGAUGGAAGAUCCCAAAGGACCCCAUGCCCACCAACACAGCCCCUCGCCCUUCCCCCAAUGCCAGCCCUUAACAGUCCCAGGGUUGCCACCAGGAAGGGGCUGGUACUCAUCAGCUGAGCAGGGAUGGGCCCAAGAGGUGCCUAUGCCCUUGCCUGGGGUCCUAGGGGGUUGGAGCAUCUGCCCACCACACUCCUCACUCCAUGGAUGAGGCCCAGAGCUGGGAGUGGCCCUGCCCUGGGAUCCCAGCACAAAGCAGUUGCCACAGCUCCUCCUGUCAGGCUGCUUUCUCCGUGGCCUUGGACUCUGGCUGCACAGACCCAAGUGAGGGGCAGCUGAGAGGGCAGGGGCUCUCCCUUUGAAGGGUGUGCCAGCAGGGGGUGGAGGGCUGGGAGCCAGGCAGGGCCAGAGGUGACCACAGCCAGUGUGGUGGACAGCUGGUGAGUGGGGAGCUGCUGGGAACACUGGAGAUGGAGCCUGAGAGAGCAUCUCCAGCCCAGCCCCAGCCGGAGCCCCACUGGGCCAGGGCCCUGCAUCUGUUCCCUGCAGUCUCUACACAAAACUGGCUUCUGUGGUCCCCAGGCAGCACCUGCCGAGACUGGAGCUGAGGAGGGACAGUCUGCCUGGGAGCUGAAGGGUGAAAUUCUCCCCCCACCCCUGUCCUGGUCGUGCUAGAGCUUCAUCUAUGAUUCCCCUCGGUUGUGCCCCCACCCUUGCCAGGUGCUCAACCAGCAGAGAAAGACUACAGGCCUCAAGAACGAGCCAACGAGUAGGUGCCAGGCCCACCCUGGCGACAGCGUCCAGCUCCAAGCAGCAGCCGUGGGGGCAGGUUCUGGGCCCCAUCUAAGGCACCUGGGCAGCCAGGUAUGGGGGUGUGGAAGCUGCCUGUCUGCUCUGGGCUGGCAGUUCCCUGUGGGGCCUUUGCCUGCAGGUGAGGACAGCAGAGUGGAGCUCCAGCCACCAUCCUCCAAAGUGUAACCCAGGGUCAGGCAGGCCCGCAGCCCCUCCUCAUGCUUGGUCCUCCAGUAGAAAUGGGCUUCUCCAUCCAUGUACAACAGCAGCAGGUCACAGAAGAAGGAGAUCUGGGAGAGGCAGGGCAGACCCACGGCCUGACCCCCAACCUGCCAUCACACUGCCUCAUCAGCCCUCACCCUGAGAUUCAGUGUCAGCCCAGGGGACUUGGUGGGGGACACUCAGGGGGCACUCAGGGGGUACAUGCUUGCCAGCAGCUGGGGGGAGCCGUCUUGCCCAGAUUCAUCACACCCAGCAGAGCCACUCCAGUGCCCAGAGUGAGGGUUGUCGUGAUGAGCCCAAACUUCCCUGCCUGAGACAGACCUGGGCUGAGCCUCUCUGGCUGUGGUUAUCACCCCCUCCCACCCUUCACCACCAGCCCCCACCUGUCCUGGCCUGGCCCCUACCUGCCCAGUGACGAGGAUGUCGAAGUGGACCCUACAGAGCUGAGCAGGCUCCGGGCCUCCCCGCCUGAGGCCUCCCCAAAGUGAGUGGCUGUCCUGGGGCAGGAGAGAGUCCAGUGGCUGCUCUGCCCACUCCUGGGCAGCCUGGCCCUCACAGGCUUCAUCUUACUUAUCCACUGACUCCAUCCACCACCAGUCAGAGUCCUGGGUCUCAGCCCUGUGUCACUGCUGGGGACACAGGGGACAAGCAAGCUGGGACCUACCUCUCAGAAGCUCCCUGCCUGCUGAGGGGAUGGGGACAGAAGGGUCCCUAAACAGACACUGGCAGUGGGGGUGGGGGAGGUGGAGCAGGCCCCGGGGAUGUGGGGUCCACAGAGGGGCACUCACUCUCCCCAGAGAGCUCCUCAGGCUGGAUUCCCAGGGCUCAGGAAGGAGCUCCAGGCAGAGACGGAGGGCAGGGAGAGAGCAGAGCGGAGGGGGCAGGGUGUGGGUGGGUCCAGCCCCACAUGGUUGCACAGGGCUGGGGGGCCAGUGAAGUGAGGCCAGGAUGGCCCAGCGGGUAGUGUCACCAGGCAUCACCUCCAGGCCUAGUGGCUGUGUGCACAUCUGUGUGAGGGUGACGAGGUGACAUGAGGGGGCAGAAGGAUGGGGAUUCUGCUUAGAAACCUCAAAGACAUGACAAUCCAUGCAACACAAGAGCCUUGAGUGCAUCCUGGAUCAGAAAAUAAAAAGAUUUAGGACAAUUGUUGGCACAGCUGGGGAAAUUCAAAUAUUCGAUUUGUCUGCCAAUUUUAAAUUUCCUGAGUAUGACAAGAGGACAGCGGUCACCUGGGGAAGGUCCUCAUUCUCAGGACAGCUUUGCGGGGGGGGAGCUGGAUAUCUGCCACAUACUUUCCAACAGUUUCCUGUGAAAUCCAUCUAAAUAUACCCAGCUCUCUCUAGAGAGGGAGAGUGAAAGCAAAUGGGGCAUUUGGUGAAAAAAUAAAUUUAAAAAAAUAUGAUGAA
Molecule: messenger RNA, 6312 nt
Organism: Equus caballus (horse)
Lineage: Eukaryota; Metazoa; Chordata; Mammalia; Perissodactyla; Equidae
Source: RefSeq, a predicted model, not a curated record